AUGACCAAAUCGUACAGUGAGAGCGGGCUGAUGGGGGAAGGCCAGCCCCAGGGCCCCCCCAGCUGGGCGGACGACUGCCUCAGUUCCCAGGACGAGGCGGACAAGAAAGAGGAGGAGCUGGAAGCGAUGCACACCGAGGAAGAUUCCCUGAGGACCGGCGAGGAGGAGGAGGAAGAGGACGACCUGGAGGAAGACGAGGACGACGAGGAGGAAGAGGAGGAGGACGACGAGGACGACCCUAAGCCCAAGCGGCGCGGCCCCAAGAAGAAGAAGAUGACCAAGGCGCGGCUGGAGAGGUUCAAGCUGCGGCGCAUGAAGGCCAACGCGCGGGAGCGCAACCGCAUGCACGGCCUCAACGCGGCGCUGGACAACCUGCGCAAGGUGGUGCCCUGCUACUCCAAGACGCAGAAGCUCUCCAAGAUCGAGACGCUGCGCCUGGCCAAGAACUACAUCUGGGCGCUCUCGGAGAUCCUGCGCUCGGGCAAGAGCCCGGACCUGGUCUCCUUCGUGCAGACCCUCUGCAAGGGCCUGUCGCAGCCCACCACCAACCUGGUGGCCGGCUGCCUGCAGCUCAACCCGCGGACGUUCCUGCCGGAGCAGAGCCCCGACGGGCCGGCCCACCUGCCGCCCGCCGGCGCCGCCUUCCCGGGCCACCCCUACGUGGCCUACCAGUCGCCGGGGCUGCCCAGCCCGCCCUACGGCACCAUGGACAGCUCCCAGCUCUUCCACCUCAAGGCGCCGCCCGCCUUCGGCGCCGCCCUGGAGCCCUUCUUCGAGAGCGCCCUGGCCGAGUGCGCCAGCCCGGCCUUCGACGGGCCGCUCAGCCCGCCGCUCAGCAUCAACGGCAACUUCUCCUUCAAGCACGAGCCCGCCGGCGACUUCGAGAAGAGCUACGCCUUCACCAUGCACUACCCGGCCGCCGGCCUGGCGGGCGCCCCGGGCCACGGCUCCCUCUUCCCCUGCGCCGCCUCUCGCUGCGAGAUCCCCGCCGACGCCCUCCUGCCCUACGAGAGCCACGCCGCCCACCACGAGCGAGUCAUGAGUGCCCAGCUCAACGCCAUCUUUCACGAUUAG
Messenger RNA from Eublepharis macularius, 1074 nucleotides. RefSeq names its product neuronal differentiation 1 (gene NEUROD1). The transcript has a single exon. Gene Ontology annotation, biological process: nervous system development; regulation of DNA-templated transcription. NCBI's taxonomy places the organism in Eukaryota, Metazoa, Chordata, Lepidosauria, Squamata, Eublepharidae. The coding region runs from base 1 to 1074 and encodes 357 amino acids. The record is from RefSeq and is a predicted model, not a curated record. Gene Ontology annotation, molecular function: protein dimerization activity.